Camellia sinensis is the source of this 1080-nucleotide messenger RNA. The record is from RefSeq and is a predicted model, not a curated record. NCBI's taxonomy places the organism in Eukaryota, Viridiplantae, Streptophyta, Magnoliopsida, Ericales, Theaceae.
AUGGGUCGCCCAAUACCGGUUGCAAAAGAUCUCCUGGCCAGUCUUCUAACUGACGUUGCUGCUCAACCAAUUCCAACCCAGCCUCGACCAAAGCCGAAGAGAGUGAAAAAGGUUUUGCCAAAGGCCAAAGUAACUCAGAUUGAGUCUGAAGAUACUUUGCCAAUUUCUAAGUUGGCUGAGAGUGACAAUUCUCAGCCUUCUGCUGGAAAGAGGCGAUCUAAGUCUCAACCAUCUGGAUCCCCAAAGUCCAAGAAGCCGAGGUCAUCUUCUGCGACCACCUCAGGGUCAAAGAAGAAUGAUGUCCCUUGGGCUCCAAAAAUUACUCUGGAGGAUAAGCCAGUAUUCGCUUCCGAUAGCGCCGAAGAUAUUAACGUCGGUGUAGCCCUCAGUACUGCUCUGCUCCUCCCCGGCGAUCUUGAACGGAAUGCCAAGAUGAGCGAGGAAAAGUUGGCCGAGGCGAGGAGGGAGAUCUCCAGUCUUAAAAAAUCCAACAAAAUUUUGCAGUCAAAGAUGAAAACUCUGGAGGAGCAGGCCGAGGCUGCCAUUAAGGCUCAGAAUGAUGCUGAAGAGAAGGCGGAUUCUACUGAGGCCCUUCGGAAGGUGCUUGAGGCCGAGAAAAGAGAGGCCGAGGAUAAAACAUCCCAAGCACAAAAAGAGCUUCAAGAAGCUUUGGCCACCAAGGAGGCUAAAAUCAAAGAUGCCGAUGAGAAGGCGUAUGCACAGGGAAUGGCCGAUGUCACGGAGGCCUAUGAGCAGCAAGUGAAGCAGGCAUGCAACAGGGGUUUCUCCCUUGGUUGGAUAUCUCUUCUGAAGAAGCUCAAUGUCCCCGAGGAUUCGCCUUUGAGAAGUGCCGAUGCUAUCCCUCUUCCAUUUCCGCCGCCACCUCCAGCUCCAGUUCAAUCUAACAAUGAUUCUGAGUCUGAGGACGAGGAAGUGGAUGAGGCUUUGGUAAAGAAAUCAAAAGAUGCUGCUGGGGCCAAAUCCCUUCCUCAAAAUGAGCAAAUUGAUGCCGAGAUUGCGGCAGAAAAGGCUGCCGAGGUGUCUACACAGCAGUCCACCCCGCUUUCAGAAGACGUGUGA